Molecule: messenger RNA, 2870 nt
Organism: Impatiens glandulifera
Lineage: Eukaryota; Viridiplantae; Streptophyta; Magnoliopsida; Ericales; Balsaminaceae
Product: pentatricopeptide repeat-containing protein At1g62680, mitochondrial-like
Exons: 1
Coding region: 255-2870 (871 amino acids)
Molecular function (GO): protein binding
Source: RefSeq, a predicted model, not a curated record
AGCAAGUUAACAAAGACUGUUAAGAUUUCAGGAAUAUUUGGAGAAAUGCCUGGCUAGGGUUUGGUCUACGAGGAAUUGAACAACGAUCUCGAUCCACCAACGAGUUAUCUGCAGUAAUUCGGUCGGAGACUCAGUUCCGUUCCCGAGUUUGGACGGCGGCGGCGGCGAAGGGAAAGAAUGGCCUCUACCCGGUAAACGUCUCCGUUCACUGUUUUUUUCACUCUCUGGGUAAAUCAUUUUGAGAAAGUAGUGAAAUGGUUAUUAGGAAGCAACUUUGCAGCAAUUGCUAUCUCUUGUUUCGUCCUCACACCAAAUGCUUAUCUUCAGCAACUGUAGAAUCAAGUUUCAAUGACACAGAAACCCAAAUUAGAUCAUUAUGUGAUAAAUCCAGUCCCCGACUCGAAGAUGCUUUGCUCCUCUUUAAUCAAGCAGUUGAAAUCCACGGCCUGCCUUCUGAAUCAACAUGCGAUUUUCUUUUACAAACAUUUUCACAGUCGAGGAAGUAUAACAUGGUUAUCAAUGUCUACAAUAAGAUGAAGGGUAUUCAAGUUUUUCGCAGUUUCAUAUCAUUGCAAGUUCUGAUCGAGUUUUUCCUUCAUUCAAAUAAGCCCGAUUUUUCUUUUGGAGUGUUGGGCACGAUGGUGAAGUGUGGUUUUCAAGUUAACACAUAUUGUAUAAAUGUUGUUUUAAAUGGACUUUGUCGAAAUGGUGAUACUUCAAGAGCUGUAAAGGUUUUCAAUGAAUGGUGCAGAGGGUCUGUAUUGCCUGAUGUGAUUACUUACAACACUCUUAUGAACGGGCUUUGUAAAGAGGGUCGAAUGGGAGAAGCAAUGGAUUUGUUUGAUGACAUGAAGCUGAAGGGCUUCAAUCCGGAUGUUAUUACUUACAUCAUUCUUAUGAACGGACUUUGUAAAGAGGGUCGAAUGGGAGAAGCAAUGGAUUUGUUUGAUGACAUGAAGCUGAAGAACAUCAAUCCGAAUGUUUCUACUUACAACACUCUUAUGAAUGGGCUUUGUAAAGAGGGUCAAAUGGGAGAAGUAAUGGAUUUGUUGGAUGACAUGAAGCUGAAGGGCCUCAAUCCGGAUGUUUCUACUUACAACACUCUUAUGAAUGGGCUUUGUAAAGAGGGUCAAAUGGGAAAAGCAAUGGAUUUGUUUGAUGACAUGAAGCUGAAGGGCUUCAAUUCGGAUGUCAUUACUUACAACACUCUUAUGAACGGGCUUUGUAAAGAGGGUCGAAUGGGAGAAGCAAUGGAUUUAUUUGAUGACAUGAAGUUGAAGGGCCUCAAUCCGAAUGUUCUUACUUACAACACUCUUAUGAACGGGCUUUUUAAAGAAGGUCGAAUGGGAGAAGCAAUGGAUUUGUUUGAUGACAUGAAGCUGAAGGGCCUCAAUCCAGAUGUUGUUAACUACAACACUCUUAUGAACGGGCUUUGUGAAAAGGGUCGAAUGGGAGAAGCAAUAGAUUUGUUUGAUGACAUGAAGCUUAAGAGCCUCAAUCCGAAUGUUAUUACUUACAGUGCACUUGUAAAUGGAUUUUGCAAAGCUGGGAAUUUCGACGAGGGAAAGAAACUUUACGAUAUGAUGUUGGAAAAAGGAGUUGAACCGGACGCAUUCAUUUAUUCAAGUUUAUUACAGUAUCUUUGCAAAAUGAGGCGAUGGGAGGAAGCUAGCGAGUUAUUCAAUGUGAUGUCACACCGAGGAAUAAAACAGAAUCGGGUAAUCUAUAACGUUUUAAUCGAUGGGCUGUGUAAAGAUGGAAGGCCUAUGGAUGCCAUGCGGUUAGUAGACUUAAUGGAGGAGAAUGGUGAAGAGUCAGACAAAAUAACAUAUACUUCACUAAUCAAUGAAUUUUGUAAAUCUGGUAUGGUUACCGAAGCUUUAAGAGUCUUUGAAAGAAUGGCUAAAGGGAAUAAUAAUAAAAUCGACAUUGUUUCUUACAAUUUAUUAGCUUGGGGGCUUUGCAAGAAUGGGAAGGUUGAUGAGGCGGUGAGGUUAGUAUCUUUGAUGUUGAAAGACGAGAAUCGUGUAGAACCAAAUCAUCAAUUGUUAACAGCUUUAAUUUACGGGCUAUGUAAAGAAGGUCAUCUAAAGAAAGCGAUGGAGAUUCAUCGUGAAAUGAACAUGAGAGAAAUAUUUCCUUUUAAUAUACUAAUACAUGCUCAUUUGAAGAAAGGAGAUGUCGGUGAAGGAAUGAAGUUAUUGAAGAACGGGCUUGAAAUGGGAUUAGUUCUGGAUUCAUACACUUAUUCAGCUUUGAUAAAUGGAUUCUGCCGAUUGAGAAUGAUGAACGUUGCGAAAGGUCUUUUGAUUCACAUGACUGUUCGUGGAAUUCUGCUUACACCUCAUCAUUACAACACUUUACUAGAAAGUCUCUGCAAAGAAGGUAGUUUGGAGGAGGCAAAGGGUUUCUUUUUAGCGAUGAGCAAAACAGACAGUAAGCCGAAUGUUGCAUCUUUUAAUAUAAUAAUUCAUGGAACUCUAAGAGCAAAGGAUCUACAUUCGGCGAAACUAUUCUUCGAGGAAAUGCUUCAAAUGGGCGUGGAACCUGAUGUUGGGAUCUUUUCAACACUUGUAAAUGGAAUAAUGAAAUUAGAACAUUGGAAGGAGGGAAAAGCCACGAUCGAGAGGAUGGUGACUUGCGGUUAUGGUCCUACUGCUGCUGUAUACGAUUCUUUGCUAAAGGGUUUUCUUGCGAUGGGUGAAAAGGAAGAAAUAAUUGGUUUGCUUAGACGGAUGGCAGCUGAUGGGUUUCGUCUUAACAAAGAAAUUACUGAUACAACUCUCAAAUGUUUGUGUCUUUUUUCUGAACAUGAUAAUAUUGAAGAGAUCUUGCCUAGUUUUCAACAGGAGGUUUCUAAGGUGAUUUGA